Messenger RNA from Thlaspi arvense, 1023 nucleotides. NCBI's taxonomy places the organism in Eukaryota, Viridiplantae, Streptophyta, Magnoliopsida, Brassicales, Brassicaceae. The record is from the annotation of a GenBank genome assembly.
AAUCAUUUAAAAAUCAAAUCUAUGCAAACGCAUCACCUACUAGUCUCUUGUUGUUUACUAAACAGAUAGAGAGAGAUAUAGAAGGAGAGAGAGAGAGACAUGAAGAGCACUCUUAAGAGAGAAUAGAAGGAAUCAUGUAGUUGCAGUUGUAAAGCUUCAAGGUCUCUCAUCAAUGGAGAUUUCUAACUCUUAUUCUCCUUAUUCAUCAUCCUCUGUCGACAGUACUAAGCCUUCACCUUCUGAAUCUUCAGUUAAUCUCUCCCUUAGCCUCACCUUUCCCUCCACUUCUCCACAAAGAGAAGCAAGACAAGAUUGGCCACCGAUAAAACCUUUGUUAAGAGACAAGCUAAAGGGUCGUCGUCUUCUUCAACGCGGUGGCGGCACAUCUUUCUUUGUUAAGGUCUAUAUGGAAGGUGUCCCCAUUGGGAGAAAGCUCGACCUGUGCGCAUUCUCAGGCUACGAGAGUCUAUUAGAAAACCUGUCUCACAUGUUCGAUACUUCAAUUAUCUGCGGUAAUCGAGAUAGAAAACACCAUGUUUUGACAUAUCAAGACAAAGAUGGAGAUUGGAUGAUGGUCGGAGAUAUUCCAUGGGAUAUGUUUCUUGAAACUGUGAGAAGGCUGAAGAUCACGAGACCCGAGAGGUGUUAGAAACUUGGAUCGUUCGGUUCAUGACUCUGUUUUCACAGUUUUGAGAGAUUUAGGCGUUGAUGAAGAGUCUUCAUGCGGGACAGAGCUCUCUUGCUGCAUAUCGCAACAAUGGCUUUAAAGAACUUGGCGGAUUGAUGCAUAUAUUUAUUUAUUUGACACCAUUGAGUGUGUUUUUUUUUAUAUAUAAAUAAAACGCAAUAUCCUAGACUUCUUUAUUUUUCGGUUCUGAAUAAUAAUACUCCCAAAGUCUUCUUUACGCAAUCGUGUUCCUUCGGAUGUGUACAUGACCAUGAAGAAACACACGAACGUUGUUGGGGAGCACGAACGUGUAACGAGGGGAAGAGAAUGAUUCUCUUUAAAAUUGUGCCGGCUCG